Molecule: messenger RNA, 912 nt
Organism: Ahaetulla prasina
Lineage: Eukaryota; Metazoa; Chordata; Lepidosauria; Squamata; Colubridae
Product: zinc finger protein 678-like
Exons: 2
Biological process (GO): regulation of transcription by RNA polymerase II
Molecular function (GO): DNA-binding transcription factor activity, RNA polymerase II-specific; RNA polymerase II cis-regulatory region sequence-specific DNA binding
Source: RefSeq, a predicted model, not a curated record
AUGGAGCCCAGUCCCUCCAAGCAGCAGGAGAAAAAACCUAUAAAUGCAUGGAGUGUGGGAAAGACCUUUGCUCAGAGCAAUGGACUUAUUCCACAAAAGAUCCACACAGGGGAGAAGCCGUAUAAAUGCAUGGAGUGUGGAAAGACCUUUGCUCGGAGCGGUGGACUUAGUUCCCACAAUAAGAUCCACACAGGGGAAAAGCCAUUUAAAUGCAUGGAGUGUGGAAAGACCUUUGCUGAAAAAGGUCAUCUUAUUUCCCAUAAGAGUGUCCACACAGGGGAGAAGCCGUAUAAAUGCACAGAGUGUGGAAAGACCUUUACUCAGAAAAGUAGUCUUAUUUCCCAUAAGAGUGUCCACACAGGGGAGAAGCCGUAUAAAUGCAUGGAGUGUGGAAAGAUCUUUGCUCAAAGAGGUAAUCUUAUUUCCCAUAAGAGGAUCCACGCAGGGGAGAAGCCAUACAGAUGCAUGGUGUGUGGAAAGACCUUUCUCCACACAAGAGAAAAUUCCUAUAAAUGCAUGGAGUGUGGAAAGACCUUUGCUCAAAGAGGUAAUCUUAUUUCCCAUAAGAGGAUCCACACAGGGGAGAAGCCAUAUAAAUGCAUGGAAUGUGGAAAAACCUUUGCUCAAAGAAGUAAUCUUAUUUCCCAUAAGAGGAUCCACACAGGGGAGAAGCCGUAUAAAUGCAUGGAAUGUGGAAAGACCUUUGCUCAACGAGGUAAUCUUAUUUCCCAUAAGAGGAUCCAUACAGGGGAAAAGCCAUUUAAAUGCAUGGAGUGUGGAAAGACCUUUGCUCAGAACAGUGGACUUACUUACCAUAACAAAACCCACACAGGAGAGAAACCAUAUAAAUGCAUGGAGAGUGGAAAGACCUUUGCUCAGAAUAGUAGUGUUACUUCUCAUAAAAGGAUCCAC